AUGCCUUAUGCGCUUGAACUUUUCGCGGUGUCAGCCGGGACGAUCACGCAGAAGGGGGAGCAAUGUCAUUCUCAGGAGGGAUUCAAGAUGUAUCGAUCAAAGCCUGAAGACGACGAGGACGAUUACACCGCCGAAGAGGUCGCAAAACACAAGAAAUUCAUACACACCUUGCUCACGACCAAGAAAGUGAACUUCAUGGACUUUCCCCCAGACGUCAGAAACCGCGUCUACGAGUAUGCUCUGGAACAGGCACUCUCAGAACCUAUCAUUGUUCGACUUGACAAGGACAAGAACUUCGAUAAACCACGCGCCAUCACCAAACUGAACUUGAACCUCAUGAGAGCCAGCAAACAGGUUCAUGACGAGGUUGAAGACAUGAUCUUCUCCAGAGUAUUCAAGUUUGCGAACCUCGACAUCAUGCUGGCCUUCCUGGUUCAAUCAGCCACAGCUCGUCAGCAACUCCGCCACGUUGACAUCCAGCUCGAGUCUGGACCCUUUGACCUUAACUUCUUCGCCCUACUGGCUCUUUCCAAUCUAAAUCUACACACCUUGACUCUUCGUUGCCAUGCAGUUCAGGGCCCCGAGGAAGACUGGAUCAAGUCCUUGGAGAUGAACGUCCUCCUGGAAACUCGCGGCGUGGGUAGAGUUACUCUUGCUCCCGUUGAUCCACUCCAUCACCUCGACAUUGGCUCUCUCACCGGCGACAGCGAGCUCGGCAAGAAGCUCAUCACCCUACUCCAGCGUCCAGCACACACAUCCCGCCGGGACCCGGCUCUCGCCCCCAUCAUGCCGGAUGUCAUCGAACAGCCGUCGUACCCCUGCCUAGGCUACUCGGUGACUGACUUCGAGGAUCUGGAGGACGACGAGCCUUCUGACCUGGUCAUCCUGGACCCUCUCUGUAUUUCCCAGGAGGCUCUCUGGUGGUGCGACUGCAUUGCUAACAAGCUAAAAUCGGAAUGGACUCCUGACGAAAAGGAACUCCACUGGAGUCAGCUCGGUGAGCACGAAUUGCACUUUGCCGACCGACAAUGUUUAACAUAUGCUUCAGCAGAGAACGACCCAUUGCCAGCCCCCUGA
Molecule: messenger RNA, 1077 nt
Organism: Aureobasidium namibiae CBS 147.97
Lineage: Eukaryota; Fungi; Ascomycota; Dothideomycetes; Dothideales; Saccotheciaceae
Exons: 5
Coding region: 1-1077 (358 amino acids)
Source: RefSeq, a predicted model, not a curated record